Durusdinium trenchii is the source of this 974-nucleotide messenger RNA. Lineage: Eukaryota; Dinophyceae; Suessiales; Symbiodiniaceae. The record is from the annotation of a GenBank genome assembly.
CUAGAAUCUAGAUAAGUUUCCAACUUUCCAAGCGCCAUGUCUUCUUUGAAUUUGUGACGUUGCAAACUCAAUCUUGAAGGCCCAUGUCCAUCAUCAAGUCCUUGUUUUCCAAGUGUGCUGGAUUUUCGGGAGGCCUCAUCAGCGGAAGCAGCGAGUUCCCUCAAUUCCUCAUUCUGGGCCUGGACAAAUCGGGCAAGACAACCUUGCUCUACAGGCUCAAGAUUGGAUCUGGAUGGACGAACAUUGCCUCUGACAUGGCAGAUAUGCGAACACCUCAAGAUGGAAAGGUGGAAGACCCAGGCUAUCACUAUGAGGAGCUGACAAGGUCCUUCUCUGUGGGUGUGUGGGAAGUUCCUGGAACCGAAGCAAUGAGGCACAUUUGGAAGCUUUUCUACCAGUCCAUCAAGAUCCAUUGUGUCGUCUUUGUGGUCGCUGGGGAUGAGACCGAAGAAAGGAUUGAUGCAGCCAAGCGACACCUGCACGUACUCAUGAGCGAGGCAGAGCUCCGCAACACCUGCUUUUGCGUCAUCAUCAAUCAAAAGCUGGAUGAGAUGUCGAAUCCGGUUUGAGGGGCAUGUUUGCCCUGUGUGCUUCCUUCAUAAUUUCCUGCCCAAGGCAUUUCUGGUUGAAACGGCAGGUCUACGAUGAAAAGGAAGAUGUGAUGAAAUACAAGCUCGGACUGCAUGAGUUGCAUCCGUCCAUCGACUGGCGAACCAAGCAUUUCAUCAUGAACAUUGUCGAGCUGAAGGGAGAGUCAGACAAGGAAUGGGUGCAAGUCAUGCUAUUUGCCAAGGAGACUCUUUCCAACGCAAAGGGCUUUGGAUUGAAACUUUAGAAGCUUGAGAAAAAAGCGAACAAAGUCUAGAGCUCAGCAAUGUCUUGUCUCACCCUCCCGACAAAGUGCUGGAGAAAAGUCAACGAACACCUGGCUGCUUUCUACUUGUUUUGCACACGUUUAGGGCGUAGGUUUGUAC